Grammomys surdaster is the source of this 6794-nucleotide messenger RNA. RefSeq names its product cyclin T1 (gene Ccnt1). Gene Ontology annotation, cellular component: cyclin/CDK positive transcription elongation factor complex; nucleus. Lineage: Eukaryota; Metazoa; Chordata; Mammalia; Rodentia; Muridae. The coding region runs from base 109 to 2289 and encodes 726 amino acids. Gene Ontology annotation, molecular function: cyclin-dependent protein serine/threonine kinase activator activity. Gene Ontology annotation, biological process: positive regulation of DNA-templated transcription, elongation; regulation of transcription by RNA polymerase II. The transcript is spliced from 9 exons. The record is from RefSeq and is a predicted model, not a curated record.
GGAAGUUCGUCACGUCGCAGUUGUCUGGGCACGGCGGAUGUGUGUCGCCGCUUAGGUGACGCUGGGAAGUGCUUGCAGCCCCCGCCGCUGCCUCUUGGUUGAAGCACUAUGGAGGGAGAGAGGAAGAACAACAACAAACGGUGGUAUUUUACUCGAGAGCAGCUGGAAAACAGCCCAUCGCGUCGUUUCGGCGUGGACUCAGAUAAAGAACUAUCUUAUCGCCAGCAGGCGGCCAAUCUACUCCAGGACAUGGGACAACGUCUUAACGUCUCACAACUGACUAUCAAUACUGCUAUAGUAUACAUGCACCGAUUCUACAUGAUUCAGUCUUUUACACAGUUUCAUCGAUACUCUAUGGCUCCAGCAGCCUUGUUUCUAGCAGCAAAAGUAGAAGAACAACCAAAAAAAUUGGAACAUGUCAUCAAGGUAGCACACACUUGCCUGCAUCCACAGGAGUCCCUUCCUGACACGAGAAGUGAGGCCUACCUACAACAAGUUCAAGAUCUGGUGAUUUUAGAGAGCAUAAUUCUGCAGACCUUAGGGUUUGAAUUAACAAUUGACCACCCCCACACACAUGUGGUAAAGUGCACUCAGCUUGUUCGAGCAAGCAAGGACUUAGCACAGACAUCUUACUUCAUGGCAACCAACAGCCUGCAUUUGACCACAUUUAGCCUGCAGUACACACCUCCUGUGGUGGCCUGUGUCUGCAUCCAUCUGGCUUGCAAGUGGUCCAACUGGGAGAUCCCAGUCUCAACUGAUGGGAAGCACUGGUGGGAGUAUGUUGACGCCACUGUGACCUUGGAACUUUUAGAUGAAUUGACACAUGAAUUUCUACAGAUUCUAGAGAAAACUCCAAGCAGGCUGAAACGUAUUCGGAAUUGGAGGGCGUACCAGGCUGCCAUGAAAACCAAGCCAGAGGACCGAGGAGCAGACGAGAACACAUCAGAGCAGACCAUCCUCAACAUGAUUUCUCAGACCUCUUCAGACACGACGAUUGCAGGUCUGAUGAGCAUGUCCACUGCGUCUUCGAGUGCAGUGCCUUCCCUGCCUGCUUCUGAGGAGUCGUCCAGCAGUCUGACUAGUGUGGAGAUGCUGCAAGGCGAUCGAUGGCUGUCUUCCCAACCUCCCUUUAAACUAGAAGCUUCUCAGGGUCAUCGGACUAGUGAGAAUUUAGCACUUAUUGGAGUUGAUCAUUCCUUGCAACAUGAUGGUUCGAAUGCAUUUGUUUCCCAGAAGCAGACUAGCAAGAGCGCGCCAUCAGCUAAAGUUACACUUAAAGAAUACCGUGCAAAGCACGCAGAGGAGUUGGCUGCUCAGAAGAGGCAGCUGGAGAAUAUGGAGGCCAAUGUGAAGUCACAGUAUGCAUAUGCUGCCCAGAAUCUCCUGUCUCAUGACAGCCAUUCUUCAGUAAUUCUGAAAAUGCCCAUUGAGGGUGCAGAAAAUCCUGAACGUCCUUUUCUGGAUAAGGCUGACAAAUCAGCCCUGAAAAUGAGACUCCCAGUGGCUAGUGGAGAUAAAGCAGGCUCUUCGAAGCCAGAGGAGAUAAGAAUGCGCAUUAAAGUGCACUCUGCAGGCGAUAAGCACAACUCUGUAGAAGACAGUGUCACAGCCAAGAGCCGGGAGCACAAAGAGAAGCAGAGGACUCACCCGUCUAACCACCACCACCACCACAACCACCACUCACACAAGCACGCUCACUUACAGCUGCCGGUCGGCCCUGGGAGCAAGCGCCCAAGUGAUCCAAAACACAGCAGCCAGACAAGCGCCGUAGUACACAAAACCUACAGCCUGUCUAGUGCUCCAUCUUCUUCCAGCUCUGCUCGGAAACGGGCUCCCCCGGAAGAGGCGGGGGCAGCAGUGUUUGAUCAUCCAGCCAAGAUUGCCAAGAGUACUAAAUCUUCCUCCUUGAAUUUCCCCUUCCCCCCUCUUCCUACAAUGACCCAGUUGCCUGGGCAUAGCUCAGACACAAGUGGCCUGCCCUUUUCACAGCCUAGCUGUAAAACUCGAGUUCCUCAUAUGAAACUGGAUAAAGGCCCUCCUGGGGCUAAUGGUCACAACACAACUCAGUCAAUAGAUUAUCAAGACACUGUGAAUAUGCUCCACUCCCUGCUUAGUGCCCAAGGUGUUCAGCCCACUCCACCCCCUGCAUUUGAAUUUGUUCAUUCUUAUGGUGAAUAUAUGAAUCCUAGAGCUGGUGGCAUCUCUUCCAGAUCUGGCAAUACAGACAAACCUCGGCCACCACCCCUCCCGUCAGAACCCCCUCCACCACUUCCACCUCUUCCUAAGUGAAAAAAAGAAAAAAAAAAGAGGCAAAAACUUCAAAAACAAAAAACACUUUUUUUUUUUUGCUUUGUUUUGACUACUGAUACUAGACUACGAAAUUUACACCCCUUAAUGAAUUGUCACCUUAGGAAUAAAUUGCUAUUGAGACAGGUGGGAGGGUGGUGGAGGGCCUCAGAUACCCUCUCUGCUGCCUCGUACGUCUAUAGUUUGUACUGGUGUUAGAGAGGUGGGAUUGUGUGGAAGCUGUGAAGGAUUAAGAACACUCUCUGUUCUCGGCCUCUCCUCAUCCUAGUUAGGUUGAUUGGAGUAGUUCUCUUCCCUCUUCUUGCCAGAACUGAAAUGUGGAGGGCAUAGCAAACAGUUGUGGAUUCUUUUGGUGUUUAACAUAUCAGAAGAGAGGGAGUAUUUAAACGUCAAAUCUUUAAGAGACUUUUAAAAAAAUAAUUUAAAGAAAGUAAGUUAUCUGUUUAGUUUCUUUUUUUAUAUAAUUGGGAGGGGGAAAGGGAUUUUGCUGUGUAUAUGAGGAACAUAGCAAUGACCUGUUGGGGGGAAGGGGUUGGAGGGUGGGAAUGUGUGCAGGGAGGGGGGUAGGCUCUUGGCCAAGAGUGAAAUAGGCUCAGGCCACUUGAAGUAUUAAGAUCUUUAAAGUGUGUGUGCGGGUGUGUGUGUCUGUGUGUGUGUGUGUUUAAAAUCAUGUUGUUACCUUUUUCCUCCCACUUGUAACCAUUUUGGUAUUUCAACAUUCUACUAGAGAGCACAGUUGGCCUUGAAGCUCUGAAGAGGCAUGAUUGACAGUGUGAUUUCCUCCCUUCACCACAGGCUGAUGUAAUGGAGUAGCAGCCCCCUAGCUUCUAGUUGGGCAGGUGUGGCCAGUGACCAUCCUGGGAACUUCCCUGUUACUCCUUUUUGUGUUUUCAAUGCAGAAUGGAGGUGGGCUUGAGGAAGAAGCCUAUAAAGCAAGGCCGGCCUCUCCCCUUCAGAGUUGGACCUUUUCAGGUUGGGCUUUUCGAAAGCUCAGGUCUCUGAAGGGAAGAAGGGUGUGCUUUGUGUGUCCUGUCUGAAAGACCAGACCAUGUGUGUUAGUGAUAAUAGGAUUGGGAGAAGCCAAGGAGUUAAUGAUACUAAAGACAAUGAAAUUGUGAUUUGAGAUUCUGAAGACUUCGUGUUUAAGUUACAUUAUGAAUGUAAGACUUGCUUUUUAUCUGUUUAUCUACUGGGAAACAACUGCAUCCUUGCAGUUUACAGCCUAUUUGACUUCGGAGACAAGUUUGAAUGAAACAGCAUUGGUAUAAUGAGUGAGCACGCCUAGUCAGCAGACACUGCUGUGUUUAGAUUAUUUCUUAGUGGGUGGCUUUUGAUUCCAGACAGAGAUUCUUAAAAGACCUUAAAAAAAGUGGAUCAGGAAUCCUGUUACAGGGCUUGAUUGUUCCAGACAUUAGAAGUAAAUAUUUCUGACGAAGGAAAUCUUGAAAAAAUACUGACUAAAAAUUGUAAGCCAAGCUGUCUAACUGAAAAAUGCUACCUAGCCACAGAUCAUUGCUGUUAUUUGGUUCAUUGCAUGAGUGUGUGUGUGUGUGUGUAUGCAUAUAUACAUGUAUAUAUAUACACAUAUGUGUGUGUGUACACACAUGUGUAUGUGUAGGUUUUUUUGGCUAUGGAUAAGAUGGUGCUAUGAAAAUAAUUUGUCUCUUGUUUUAAUUAAUGAAGCUUCUGUCAUGCAAAGUAGUCUUUAGGGAGGAGUCAGAUUCUUUUCAUUGAAAGUCAUAGGGAAACAGAAGUUGUACAGUGCUGCUUGCCAAGAACAGACUAGGAAAAACACCGAGGCAGUCACUAUUGCUGAUAUACUGGCCCAAUAGAGGAAGGAAUGUAUAGGAAGGAAUACAUCUUAGGGUGACUCUGUGGUUCUUAAUCUGCAUGUUUGAAUUGUCUGGAGUGCCUGCCAUUGCUGUGCAAAACAAGGAGCUCCUUGCUGAGAAACGAGUGUAUUUCUUGGUGUGUAGCUUUUAAAGUAACAUCUUUUUUUCUCGGUAUUUCCUGUGUUGUGCAAGAUAGAUGUGUCAUUGUGAUUACUAAAUUUAGGCUUGGUAUUUGUUUAGAUUUUGUUUUCCAUCCUGACCUUCCCAAACGGGAAUGUACCCUUUAGUUUGCAUCUUUGUCUGGAAUUGAUGAUUUGAUUUGGGAACAUAGCUGUUUCUUUAAUUACUCUCAUUAAUGUCACAUGCAGUCCCUUGCCACAGAGGCUAUCAUAUUUGCUGUCAAAGCAUUUCUUCACAGUAAUAAUGUAGUUAUGUUUCUUAGAACUGUCUGUAGUGGACUAGGAAUAACUGCUUACUAGAGCCUAAAGAGCUACUUCAUCCGUAGUCUGGUCUUUACUGUAGCUCAGCACUGAGUUUGGUUAGUUUAGAGACUUUUCCUAUAUUAGUUCCUCCUGGUACUGUCUGUAGAUAGAUGCAGUGUCUGCUUCUACGUCUGUGCAUAGAUCCUGAACCUCCCUCACGGGCUCUGCAUGAACUGCUACAUUGCAUUAUUUUGGGGUAGCAGAUACACCUGCCAGCUAGCAUGCAUAUUGUCCAGUUUCUGUAUAAAUAAGGCUUCGAAGCCAUGUGUGUCUCCUCCCUUCAGACCUUCAAAGGGUGAGAAAUAGUAUUUGUAUAUCUAAAGUCAGCCAUGUAAACAUGGCUCUUUGUUUUUUUCUUUUAAUCUAAACAGUCAAGAAGAAAUGAGAGUGGUAAGCAGGCUUGGAGCCUUGACUUCUGUAAAUUUCAUUCCUAAGAGUUUGCUUGACUUUUACAUUGGCAGAAAUAAAUACCUGUGGAUUGUCUUUAGGGCUUUUAGUCAUAUACCUGUGUUAUUGGCUAAACUCUGGUGAAUCAUUAACCUAAAACCAGUGUGGUCUUCUGAAGUAUCCAGUUAAUGCCUUUUGGGUUUAGAAAAUACCUAAGUAUUAGUCUCCUUUUCUCAUCCGUGAAUCAUUGUGUCUUUGUAUCUGAGACUCAGCAGCUUUUCCUUGUAAAUGAUUGUAGUGUUUUGGUUUAGUGUAUCCUACAUAUUUCUUAUAUUAUUAGGUUCACCAGUGGUGAUAGAAAAAUUGAGUAUCUCCAAUUGCAAACAGCAGUAGAUUUGAAUAUUGAAACAGAAUCAUGGUAACAUCACUGCUGGGGUCCCUGAAGCCUUUGCAGCGUGAUUCACCUCACACCGCGCUUCUAGACAAAGGCAGUUGGAGGGUCCUAUCUAUCCUAGUAUGGUUGGAAUCUAAAUAUAUGUGUUUCCAUUAUUUUGGGAACUAAUUAUUUUUUUAAAGAUUUUUUUCUUUUGUUGAUGAGUUAUUUUGAUACUCAUGCUAGGAAAAGGGAGAAACAAAACCAUCUUGAGAUUGGAAUGCCUAUUUUAUUCUCCUGAGUUUGGGAGAACUUAAGCAGUCUAUGCAACCCAUCAGAUAGUGAGAAAUAGCUUUCUGCCAUUCCACUGAGCUUUCAGUGACUCUCAUACGUCCUCACAUGUCUUGGCGCUGAUUGAGGUUUGGAUCUUGAUUCUUAGGAAGCAAUUCUCACUGCACUACACUGUCAUUUCUUUCUUUCCCCUCAGUGGAUGGAAGCUUGAAAGAAGCAUGGUACUGUGAUCUUACCUGAUGGAGUGGUCUAAAUUCACAAUUGUUUCCUAAGUGGGUGAGCUCUCCGUUUUAGUAUUCUAAAGUUGAUAAUAUGAACUUGGCAAUGGAAAGGGGAAGGAAAAUAAUGUUUAAUAAAAAUCAGUGUCUACUCUUUCCCUUUAUGAGUGUGUAUUCCUGGUUGUAUGAAGAGGAACUCGUGGGUUUGUGUUGCCAUGUGAAUGUCGAGAGGGAUGCUUGACAGCACGUUAACUGAAGCCAGAGCAAGAGCAAGUGUGUCUGCCGUCAGGUGAUCCGGAAAUGCCGGUGUAUGCCGAGAAAGUGAUUAGCGGAUGGCCAUAGUGAAAUCACAAAGCAGAAGGGCUGUCUGUCCUACGAACCCAAGCAAACAGUGCGGCGGCCUCAUGCAGGUGUGAUUGAGGUUCUGAACUGGAACUGGUCUGUAUCACCUGACUUUCCACAUGUAAAACUGUCCAUAUUCCUAUCAGACCAAAGAACAAAAAGAAAAAAAAUGAAAAAGCAAAGUAAUACACUUUUACCGGUUUAUGUCACUCAGGUACAAUUUUGUGGUGAGGUUUUGUUUUUUUUUGUUUUUGUUUUUUUGUCUGAUUUUUUUACUGCUCAGCAAAUUAUUCUGCUGUUGCCUCUGUCCUCCAUGGGGCACCUCGGUUUGGGUGCUCCUCCUGGGAUCUCUACUGCUGUUAGGUGAAUGACCAUAGGAUGGAAGUGACCAUUAUCAUAAGGGCUCUUUAUAAAAAACCUUAAAAACACAAAAAAAAAUUUUAAAGAAGGAUAUUGUAUACAUUUUAUAGUCUGGCUAUCAGUUUGAUAUCUUGCUGUCAAGUAUGUUUCUCAAUCUGUAUUUAUCCAUCCCAUCAAUAAACGUUAAUGAUAAAACACCUGA